AUGAUAGAGGAUACAAUGACUUUGCUGUCUCUACUGGGUCGCAUCAUGCGCUACUUCUUGCUGAGACCUGACCUCUCGGGAGAUUCCGGCAGGCCUCUGUCCCAGAAAACCAAAGGUCCGAGCUCUCUGCCUCGCUUUGCGAGCCAGGAGAAGUGCGUCCCUUCUCGCUUGCCUUAUGCCGGGCGAGGCGGAGACCGCACUACCGUGCCGCCAGCCGGAGGGGGGGACGCUCACGUGUGGCCCUCUGUUUUCCAGCCGGUAGCAGUGGAUCCCGCGAAACCACCGCUCGGCCCGAGCACCUCCGGGCCUCGAGUCCCGGCUCAAGGGGCGGGGCGAGGCGGGGCGAGCGAGCGCUGGGCGGGGCGAGUGCGAGCGGCGGCGCUAGGAGGGAGCGCCCGAGCCCCGCAGAGCCGAGAGGAGCGGAGCAGGGAGGUGCUUCGGAGAGGCUGGCAGAGCCCGGCCGGCCGCCUGCGGCUCCGCGCCGAUCGACUCGGAGAGCUCGGCCAGCUCUGCGCUCCCCUGCGGCGGCGACCAAGGGGACGUGCAUCCCUCACCCGCGGGGCUCUAGCGCCUCGCGCCUCUUCACCUGCCGAUCUCUCCCCGGAGCAGCGAGGGGGCACCCGCGGAGGCGCCGCGGGGGCGCCAGCGCCCCGGAACUCUCCCGCCCACCGCGACAGACCCGCCCGGCGCAACUUUAACUUGAUUUCUCUCGUCCAGCCCCGGCACCCGCGACUGCUGCUGCCACCGCCGGCGUCUCGGCAGCCGCCGCCUCACAAAGGGGCUUACUUCUACACGGAUGAGGUGAAGACCAUCGUCAAGUCCAGCCGGGACGCCGUGAAGAUGGUGAAGGGCAAGGUGGCCGAGAUCAUGCAGAACGACCGACUGGGAGGGCUCGAUGUGCUGGAGGCCGAGUUUUCCAAGACCUGGGAGUUCAAGAGCCACAAUGUGGCCGUGUAUUCCAUCCAGGGCCGGAGAGACCACAUGGAGGACCGCUUUGAAGUUCUUACGGACCUAGCCAAUAAGACGCAUCCGUCCAUCUUCGGGAUCUUCGACGGGCACGGGGGCGAGACGGCAGCUGAAUAUGUAAAAUCUCGACUCCCAGAGGCCCUUAAACAGCAUCUUCAAGACUACGAGAAAGACAAAGAAAAUAGUGUAUUGUCUUACCAGACCAUCCUCGAACAGCAGAUUCUAUCAAUUGACCGAGAAAUGCUAGAAAAAUUGACUGUAUCCUAUGAUGAAGCAGGCACAACGUGUUUGAUUGCUCUGUUGUCAGAUAAAGACCUCACCGUGGCCAAUGUGGGUGACUCGCGUGGGGUCCUGUGUGACAAGGAUGGGAAUGCCAUUCCUUUGUCUCAUGAUCACAAGCCGUACCAGCUGAAGGAAAGGAAGAGGAUAAAGAGAGCCGGUGGUUUCAUCAGUUUCAAUGGCUCCUGGAGGGUCCAGGGAAUCCUGGCCAUGUCUCGAUCCCUGGGGGAUUAUCCCCUGAAAAAUCUCAACGUGGUCAUCCCAGACCCAGAUAUCCUGACCUUUGACCUGGACAAGCUCCAGCCCGAGUUCAUGAUCUUGGCAUCAGAUGGCCUCUGGGAUGCUUUCAGCAACGAAGAAGCUGUUCGGUUCAUCAAGGACCGCUUGGAUGAACCUCACUUUGGGGCCAAGAGCAUAGUUUUACAGUCAUUUUACAGAGGCUGCCCUGACAACAUAACAGUCAUGGUGGUGAAGUUCAGGAAUAGCAGCAAAACAGAAGAGCAGUGA
Messenger RNA from Lipotes vexillifer (Yangtze River dolphin), 1752 nucleotides. RefSeq names its product protein phosphatase, Mg2+/Mn2+ dependent 1L (gene PPM1L). Lineage: Eukaryota; Metazoa; Chordata; Mammalia; Artiodactyla; Lipotidae. Gene Ontology annotation, molecular function: protein serine/threonine phosphatase activity; cation binding. The record is from RefSeq and is a predicted model, not a curated record. Gene Ontology annotation, biological process: protein dephosphorylation. The coding region runs from base 1 to 1752 and encodes 583 amino acids. The transcript is spliced from 8 exons.